Exophiala dermatitidis NIH/UT8656 is the source of this 2484-nucleotide messenger RNA. RefSeq lists its product as uncharacterized. Gene Ontology annotation, cellular component: Golgi membrane; Ric1-Rgp1 guanyl-nucleotide exchange factor complex. Bases 1 to 2484 code for a protein of 827 amino acids. Lineage: Eukaryota; Fungi; Ascomycota; Eurotiomycetes; Chaetothyriales; Herpotrichiellaceae. The record is from RefSeq and is a predicted model, not a curated record. The transcript is spliced from 2 exons. Gene Ontology annotation, biological process: retrograde transport, endosome to Golgi.
AUGCCUCUAAUCUAUUGCCGAGGUUUUCCCGCAGCCAAUGUUGAUCCGUCUUCGGACAUCAACUUAACGCUCCUUACUAUUCAUUCCAAUACUGGCUUCACCCACCGCGUCGUCCAUCAACAGGAAGCUCGCUCAAUUGUAUCGGACGUCAAGCCUCGGCGGCGUGGUAUGCAUUCGGACAUUCAUGUAGUUGUGCGUUUCCACGGUCAGUCGGUCUUUGCGGGCGAAGAGCUCCGAUGCACCAUCACCUUCAAGAAUGUCGCAACAUCCACCGAACCCGUCUCUCCACCCCUAGGGACGGGUAGGGGAAGUAGGCGAGAGAGUAUCAGUCAGAUUGCCGCUCAGAUCAAUCGAAACAACGCUUCUGCGAGGUUGAGCUACCCGAAUGGACGGGUUAGUGGCAACAACGACGAUGCCACGGAACCUGCCAGUGGCAACCGAGCCAGCGCCUCGCACAGAGCAGGUUCUCCCGAUGAGCGCCAGACGCAUGUCCGGAGACCGACUCAUCAACAUCAGCGGUCUGUUUCUAUAAUGUCCGUCACUUCUCCAAUCGCCAGUGGGGAUGUCGCAGACAAUGGAAGUAGUUGGGCAAGACAGCAGAGGUUGGGUCAUCAUCGGACAUCUACGAUGUCUACUCCACAGGCCGUGGCCUCUCAUAAUCUAUAUGCAGCAGGGCGUCGUGACAAUUGUCAAUCGCACAGAGAAUUCCCAGCGGGUUCGCCGGUUCCACCCAAAGGUGGACGACGCAGUCCUUUGUUCCAAGGCACUCCUGAAGACCAUGACUCCGCCAUCGAUUUCCAGUUCCCUUCGGAUAGAGAUGCCAACAAGUCCCCAAGUUCUACUGUAGAGGAAACCCUUAAAACAGCCACAGAUCAACCAGGACACACAGCUCGAAUAAUCUCGGGGACAAAGCAAGUGGCCAGCGAGCGCAGCAGCGGCGACUUUUAUUCUCUAAGCAAUCAUUCUCAAGAGACUCUGACGUCUGAGCAGCCUUCGAUACUGUCCGACCAUCGACCGCUGUUUGACCACACGAGUCCUCUUCCUCGCCGAGGGCCGCAGAAACCGCCGCGGAAGCCUCAAGCAGUGAACCUGCUGAUGGGAUAUGCCCAACUGAGUGCGAGUUUCACGCUCGACGCUUCUCUGAUCGACCAAGCUCACUUUGAGGAAGUCAAGAGCAAAGGCUUCCUCGGCGGACAAGCAGGGGGUGGGGUGGUGGGCAUGAAGAAACCUCGACCGCACAGCGGGUUUCUAGGCAAUUUCAGUCUCAACAACAUUGGCGAGUCACUAAACAGUUUGCUCAACGGCGAGGACAUGAGCAGCGUCCGGGAAAUGAACGCCAUGAAGAAUUCCCGAGCCAUCCCGCUCCUUUCUACACCGCAGUCAUUGCUGUUUGUCGACAUGCAUCUUGAACCUGGUGAGGAGCAAAGUUACUCGUUUGUCUAUCCCUUGCCACGUGGCCUUCCCUCCAGCCAUCGUGGCAAAGCCAUCAAAAUAUCCUAUAACCUGACAAUCGGCGUGCAAGGACUGCCAGGAAGCCGAGAUGUCCAUACCGUCCGACAGGUCAACAUCCCUGUUCGCGUGUUCUCGGGUGUCAACUAUGACGGUGAGAUCUUUGGCCAUGAUCUGAUGCAACCUCACGUUGUCCUUCGAGACAUGGCACGCACCAAAAGCAUUUCAUCGCCAGACAACCAGGAAGAGGUCGAAACCCCGAGGUCGAAAUCGGAUGCCGAAUCAACAGCCGAGUUUCUCCAGUUCGUGGAUGGACUGUUGGAUCGCAACCGAAGAAGACAAUCAAGCAGUGGCACGAUGGAUGCCGCAACGCUCACCGACAACCCGGAUGCACAAAAUCAAACUCGCGCCAUACAGGCCAUCAACCGUGCCAUUCUCAUCAGCAAUCAACUCGCCGGCGGCGAGUCCAGCCCGAAUCGAUUCGAGAUUACUCGGAAUGGGCAGAGAGUGGCAGUGAUUGUGAUUGACAGGCCUCUACACCGGCUCGGGGAGACAGUUACGGCGGUCAUUGAUUUUACAGAUGGCCAUGUUCCUUGUGCGUCUCUCCGAUCCACGCUCGAGACCUGUGAGAAGGUCAGUCCAUCACUGGCCGUCAGAUCUGCCGCAACCAUCAACAGGGUCACGAGAAAGAUCUACUGGGGCUGUUCAGAUAACGUCCUGUUCACCAAGCGCGCCAGCUUUACUCCAAGUAUACCAGCCUCGGCUACACCGACUUUCACGACUUCGGGGGUCAACCUUGAAUGGAGUCUGCGGUUCGAGUUUGGGACCAUCAAACCAAUUGAGAAUGACGAAGGUGAAUUGAAGCCUACGGUGGACCUGCUUGAAGAGGUGAUUAGGGAUGAAAGAGGGGUGAUCAAUGUUGCUGUGGAGAACCUCGAAUGCGAGACUUUUGAAGUCGUCAUCCCCAUCACCGUAUAUGGUGAUAUGCUGCCGGACAGCGCAGAAGGAGCAGAGGUCGUUGCAAUUCCGGUGUGA